Molecule: messenger RNA, 2838 nt
Organism: Betta splendens (Siamese fighting fish)
Lineage: Eukaryota; Metazoa; Chordata; Actinopteri; Anabantiformes; Osphronemidae
Gene: ccdc22
Product: coiled-coil domain containing 22
Exons: 16
Coding region: 414-2315 (633 amino acids)
Biological process (GO): positive regulation of ubiquitin-dependent protein catabolic process
Molecular function (GO): cullin family protein binding
Source: RefSeq, a predicted model, not a curated record
UCUCGCCGAGAAGAAACUCCGUGUUCCAGCAACACCGCUGCCGCGUUCGCCUAUUACUGAAUUUCCACACUGGACAAGUCAUAAAUGUCAGAUUCGUUGCGUGUCUAGACCUGAUAAGCUCCACUCCAGAACACAGUCGUGCCUCUAGUUUGCUGGUUCGUAACGCGGCGUUUCAAAUGCAACGGAGACUUACGGUUGAUUUUGUCAGGGAAGCUCGGGGAGCAGCUUUGCUUAGCAGUUAGCUCCUAGCUAGCUAACAGGAUGGAAGCUAGGUGUGUAGCCUGCUUUUCAUGGGAAAGCCAUAUUAACAUCAGCUAAUCGGGUGUUAUUUCAUAACACCGCCAGUACCAGAUGUGCUGCUUCCACCCUGUCUGUUAGUUUUUACAUUUUAACAAUCCUCAGAAACUUCAGCGAUGGAGGAAGUUGACAAAAUCCUGAUUCACGCCCUCAAACAAGUCGGGACGGAGGUGAGCGAGGACACUGACAGCAUCAAAGAGUUCAGCAGCGAGCUGAUAGUGGAGGCGGUGGUGAGAUGUGUCCGAGUGAUCGAUCCAGGUCUGGGCAGCGCUCUGCCCACCUCCCUGCCUCCAGGCAUGUCUGCCCGCUUCAGAGUGGGCAUGAGCCUCGCACAGGCCUGUCAGGACAUUGGCUAUAAAGGGGAGAUAGGCUACCAGACGUUUCUGUACAGCAACGAGCCAGAGAUCCGCUCCCUGCUCAUGUUCCUGGUGGAGAAGCUGCCUAGAGAGAGCGCAGAGGCCUCAGAUCAGCCAACAGGUAAAUCUGUGGUCCUCCAACGAGCCGUCGCUGCCGCAGUCAAAGCCCAGCUGGCUGUUCCCUGGCUGCCGACAAACUGCAGACUGCCACUGCAGAGUGAAACACAAGGUUUAGGAUCAUUACACAGCUUCCAGGUUCAGCCCCUCAGUUUACCGUACUGCACUAAAGGUCCAGACAAGAAGCACCUGAAAGAGCUGAAAGACUACCAGCGGGACAUCCUUCCUCCUGUGACAGCCCAGCCUUCCCAUCAUGCCUCUGUGGUGGCGUCCAUAAUGGAGCAGCACACGGCUGAGCUGACUGCUGCUCAGGAGUGGGACAAUGAGUGGAAGAGUCAGGGACUCCUGUCUCGCCUCACCCCACAGGAGUACCGGUCCAGGAAGAUGAGUCGGCUGCAUAAACGCAUCCAGGAGCAGCUGCGUUCUGCUGUACUGCCACCCCCAGACAGUUCAUUCUCUGGAGCUCGCUCCAGCUCUGACCUGAGCGAGCUACUGCAGGCCUUCCGAGGCUCAGCCCCCUCAGACGACAUUCUGACCAAGGGGACACACUUCACCCACACACAGAAAUUCACCUUCACACAGGAGGUGUCAGCAGUAACCGCCUCUGUCCCCACUGGGCGUCAGUCAGAGGGCGAUAUCCAGCUCCGUCAACAGGAGGAGCUGGCGUCGCUACAGAAGCAGUUCGAGCAGCUUUGCAGCAAUGUUGAACAGCUAACAGCAGACAUGAAGCACAUGACUGUGACUAAUACACAGAUGUUGGACGAGUUGAAGCAGACAGAGCUGGGAAACUCUGACAAAGAGGAGAAAAUUCUUGUGAAGAAGAAAACCAUCGACCUGCUGCCUGAUGCCGAGAACAACCUGCUCAAACUCCAGGCUCAGGUGGAGGCCAGUGCCAAGCGGGUGGUGAACCUGGCUUCCCAGUGGGAGAAACACCGCGCUCCACUCAUUGAGGAGCAUCGCAGGCUCAAGGAAAUCUGUAGCAACCAGGAAGUGGAGUCUUCCAGAAAGUUGUCAGAAAUCAAGUCUCUGCAUGAUAAAAUCCGCGUGUCAACGGAGGAAGCCAAGAAGAAGGAAGACGUGUACAAGCAACUGGUCACAGAGUUGGAAAAUCUGCCUCAGGACGCGUCUCGCUCAGCGUACACACAAAGGAUUCUGGAGAUCGUCAGCAACAUCAAGAAACAGAAGGAGGAAAUUACAAAAAUUCUGUCCGACACUAAAGAGCUUCAGAAGGACAUCAACAACCUGACCGGGAAACUGGACCGGACCUUUGCUGUGACUGAUGAGCUGGUCUUUAAGGAUGCUAAAAAAGACGAAUCUGUCCGUAAAUCCUACAAGUACCUGGCUGCUCUCCACGAAAACUGCAACCAACUAAUCCAAACCAUUGAAGACACAGGAACGAUUCUGAGGGAGAUUCGUGACCUAGAGGAGCAGAUCGAGACUGAAAACGGGAAUAAGACUGUGGCCAACCUGGAGAGGAUCCUGGACGACUACAGGGCCAUUCGGCAGGAGAACACUGCGCUGGCCGCCAAAGUGCGGGAGGGCUGAAGGAGCAGUGCCUCCACCUGCAUCGGACUUGAACAGCAGGUCGGGCUCCACCACCAGAGAAACUGCUGUUCAUUACCGUCGCCAUGUUGCUGCUUGGUUUCAGAGGAUUCAUUGAAUGAUUUGUUUCAUAUGGAAACUAAUGUGGCAGUUUAAUGCACAAGCUUAUGGAUGGUAUCGAUGGAGAAAACCAUCUCCUGUGGACAGUCACUGGUUCCACUGGUCUGUUCCCACACUGGACAGCAGAGAGCGCUGCCAGGCCUUGUCUGUUCUAAUGUAUAGAAAUCCAAUCCUAUUUCUGUAUGAAAUGUUUUCAUAAAAUAUUGUAAAAUCAAAUCCCACACUUUUAAUACAAUAAUCAAUCCACUGUUUUUCAGACGAGUUAAUUCAUUGACAUGAUUAAUAUUUCAACUGAACGAGCUGCAUAAAUGGACUUUGAAUGUAGUUCAUUGACGUUGUCCAGCCUCAUACGCAAAGCAUUGUUGUAUGUGUGGCACCAGCUUAAAUAAAGAUGCCUUACAAACUG